AUGACCACCCACCACUUAGCCGCCAUCUCCCCGGGCCCAGGCCAACCCUUGGAGCUUCGCACCCGGCCCACCCCCCAACCAGGCCCGAACGACCUCCUCAUCGCCGUCAAAUCCAUCGCCCUCAACCCGGCCGACCACAUCAUGCAAGACACAGGCCUCUUCAUCCCGGACACCAGCUACCCGACGGUCCAGGGCUUCGACCUAGCCGGCCUAGUCCUCGAAGUCGGCGACGCGGUCCCCCAGAAUGCUUCCUUGCACCCAGGGACCCGCAUCGCCGCCUACAGCGCCCUAGUCUGGAAAGCCUGCAGCCCAGACUACGGCGCGUUCCAACAACGAUGCCUCGUGCCCUGGCAGCACGCAGUAAUCCUCCCCGACGAAGACGGGCACGAGUUGACCUGGAACGAAGCAGCCACCCUCCCCGUCUCCGUCCAAGUCGCGCUAAGCGCAUGGGAUGCGAUGGGGAUUCCCCGCCCUCCACCAGCAGCAGCAGCAGCCACCGCUCUGCCCUCCACCCCCGACCAGAUCGGAAAAAGUCAAGCCCUCCUCGUCUGGGGCGCCUCCUCCAGCGUCGGCAGCAUGGGCGUGCAGACCGCGCGCCUCCUCUGCGACUCCCCAACCACCCCCUUCGCCGCCGUCUACGCCACCGCCGGAACACCGCGCAGCCGAGCGUACGUCGCAUCGUUGGGUGCGGACCGCAUCUUUGAUUAUCAUGACCCCCUCACACCCCGGGAAAUCGUCGAUACCGCCCGGAAGGACGGCCUGACAAUCCGGCAUUGCUUUCUGGCGAUGGGGCAGCUGGCGGCUUGUCGGGCGGUGGUGGGGGCGUUUCGCGGGGAGGACCAGGUCACAGGAAAGAUCGCGUCGGCGCCGCCAGUGCCGCCGGAUGCCGGGGUCGUGGACGACGGCGCCGGGGUGGAGACGGUCUUUGUGAUGCCUGCGACGGGGGAGGCGGAGCGGCUGGCGCAGUUUCGGGAGUGGCUGGGGUCGUGGUUGAGAGAGAGUUUGGGGAGAGGGAGGAUUCGGCCGAGUCCGGAGGGGAGGGUUGUCGGGAAAGGGUUGGGCGCUGUGAAUGCUGGGUUGGAUGAGUUGCGGCGCGGGGUGAGUUGUGUUAAGUUGGUGGUGGAGGUUGCGGAGUGA
Messenger RNA from Aspergillus brunneoviolaceus CBS 621.78, 1137 nucleotides. RefSeq names its product zinc-binding alcohol dehydrogenase family protein. The record is from RefSeq and is a predicted model, not a curated record. Gene Ontology annotation, molecular function: oxidoreductase activity, acting on NAD(P)H. The transcript has a single exon. Lineage: Eukaryota; Fungi; Ascomycota; Eurotiomycetes; Eurotiales; Aspergillaceae. Bases 1 to 1137 code for a protein of 378 amino acids.